AUAGAUUGGUCUAUAACUGUUUCUCUCACUUUCUCAGUACUGCAAAAUUUUCCAGCGCCUGCUUAGUAGUUAUCGCGAGAAUUUUAGUCAUGCAAAAACCCAGUAGCGGAGCAAGGAUGGAUGUUGUUGCAAUAGCAAAGGGAGACAAACUCAUAUUGAGGGGGUUGAAGUUGCAUGGGUAUCAUGGGGUGAAGCCAGAGGAAAGGACGCUGGGUCAGAAGUUCUUGGUGGAUGUUGAUGCCUGGUUGGACCUUCGGCAGGCUGGUAAAUCUGAUUGCUUGUCAGAUACUAUUAGUUAUACUGAUAUUUACCGAAUAGUUGAAGAAAUUGUGGAAGGACCUGCUCAGAAUCUUCUAGAGUCAGUGGCUCAACGCAUUGCGUCUGCCACUUUUACGAAGCACCCCCAGAUCUCUGCUAUUCGUGUGAAAGUUGGAAAGCCUCAUGUUGCUGUUCCUGGUUCUGUUGACUACUCGGGUGUUGAGAUUCUUAGAUACAGAAGUGUAGAUGCAUCAAACUGAACUCAUUAUUUAUACACAGUUUCCCUUUGUCCCCCACUCCCUUUUUGAGACCUGAAAAAAAUAGAGGGGGAUGUUGCAUGUGUUGCUUAAA
This is a messenger RNA of Quercus robur (English oak), 609 nucleotides long. RefSeq names its product dihydroneopterin aldolase 2-like. The coding region runs from base 90 to 518 and encodes 142 amino acids. The record is from RefSeq and is a predicted model, not a curated record. Gene Ontology annotation, molecular function: dihydroneopterin aldolase activity. Gene Ontology annotation, biological process: folic acid-containing compound metabolic process. NCBI's taxonomy places the organism in Eukaryota, Viridiplantae, Streptophyta, Magnoliopsida, Fagales, Fagaceae. The transcript is spliced from 3 exons. Gene Ontology annotation, cellular component: cytoplasm.